CUGAUACGCCCGCCGCGCCCUUGCUCUCCAAGUGGUCGGCGGGUUCCCCGGGUUUCCCUUCCAGCUUCCAGGCAAAGCCGGCUCCGCGAGUUCGGCAGCCCGCCGGGGUCCUUAGGCCUGGCUCCCGGGGCUCCCGGGACUCCCGGGAUUCCCCCUCCCCCGACCGCGCUCAGCCAGCCUCCCCUCCCCCCGCCCCGCCCACGGCCCCUCCUCGCCAGUCCCAGGUCCCUCCCCUCCCCCCUUAUCUCUCCCGCCCCCCCUUCCCCCCUACUGCUCGUUCGCCAGUUCCGGUCACGUUGCUGGGUGUUUACGCCUGGAGCCCGCCCCGGACCCCCCUCGGCGCCCGGGAGCCCCCCGGAGCCCCGGCCCGACCGCCCCGCAGCCUCGCAGUAGCUGAUGGCGCCACAGCCCGGGCGGGUGCUGCGGAACCCCGGGCGCAGCUAGCGCGGGGAAGAACAGCGCCUCCCCCCACCCAGCCCGGCCAGGACUCAGGGCUCCGCUGGCCCGUCGCUCCCUCAGGUCCCGAAGGUGGGGCCCAGGCCUGGGUUGCCAUGGAUACUGUGUCCCUGGAGCAUCAGAUCCAGAGCGUGCAACGCCACAUCAGCUUCCUGAAAAAAGAACAGAUGGCCCUGCUGCGAGACCUGCACCUGGAAAUCCUGAGGCUGCAGAAACGCUGCUCAGAACUGACCCAUGACCUGGAAAUGAAAGAGGCCCAAUCUCACCAACAAGAGUUGGCGUCCCGGGAGCUGGAGAGCAAGUGCCGCGAGCUGGAGUCACAGCUGGCGGCGCGGGUGGCGGCCAACGCGGAGCUGCGGCGGGAAGUGGCGCAGCGCGAGGCGCUGGUGUCGGCGCUGCGCUGCAGCCUGCGCGCCGAGGAGCGCCGCUUCCUGGAGGAGCUGCGUCGCCGCAGCCACCGAGCCACCGUGCUGGGCACUGAGCUGCAGAAGCACACCGAGGCGGCCGCCUACCUCUCCUACCAGCUGCACGCGGCGCGCCAGAAACUGCAGACUCCGCGCCCAGGCCCCGGCGCCGCCGCCGCCGCCCCCGAGCCUCGGAUCCGCCGGCGCGCACAGCGGGCCCGCCGCCCGCCCGCAGCCGAGGCCGCCGCCAAGGGCCCCGGCCGGGACUGGGCCGCCCGGGAGCGCUCGGCCGGCGCCCCGGACGACGCCGAUGCCAUGCCAGACCCCGCGCUCUUCCUCUACGCCCGGAGGCCCCCGCGGCCCAGUGGCCGCAGCCCGCGCCAGCCGCCUCCCCAGGAGCCCCCUGACCAAGCCACCCCGCCGGCCGCGCCCAGCCCACCCAGUGCGCCGGCGGACCCGGAGUAAGCGCGGGGCCGGCUGGGAGGGGCGGGGCGGGGAGCGGGGGAAGGCGGGCCCGGGGCCCGACCAGGGACGCAGCUCUGGCCGCGCGGGCGGGUCCCAGGGGCUGAGGCAGCCGGUCCCUCCCCCAGGGAGCGGGCGGAGGCGGCCCCUGCUCCCCCGCCCCUUCGCCCCUCCCAGCCGCCCCCGCCUUUUGUAUUUGCCAACAACGCCGAAGCUUUGAGCUCUCCCCUCCCGCCGGGGACCUCCUCCGCGGGGCCCAGCGAAUGCAUCCUUUUUCUAGGAGAGGACUCACAGUACCGAUCUUUAUCUGGUCCCCACCCUGCCACUGGGAGGGGAAGGGGAAGGGGCGGGGGUCACGCCCUGCCCCGGGAAAGCUGACAAUCAUUUGGCGGGAGGGGGAAGCCUGGGCGGCCUACGGAAAGGAACCAGAGUGGCCCUUAGCAUCCUUAGGCCUUCCAGCUCCCCGCUGCGGCCUCCCCCAGCCCCCCACGGCUGCCCUUCCCGCCGAGCCUUCCUCCAAGGGGAAGUUCGGGGUGAGGUCUAGAGGCUGGACCUUUACCUUGGAAGCCGCUUCUCCUACCCCCUGCCCUGUUGAUAGGUCCUUACAGGUGAGCACGGAACACUUUAGAAGUCGCCUUCUCCAGAGCCUCCGAUGGGGAAAGUGUGGACUUAUUGAAGUUUCAGCUUCUGGAAAUUAGCACCCAUAGACCCUUAGAGAAGAUUACAGAAUGGGUUUGUGGCAGAUCCUGGGCUAGAGCCGUCUCCAGCUCAGUUCUGCCCCAGGAUGCCGACCUAGGUAUUGACUCGGGACACGCCAGAGUCGGGCUGCCCCAUCAGGCUUAUGGAAGGGUUAGAAAGUGCUUUCAGGAGGUAGCUGGGAACCUGAAGGCUGCCCUGGGAGUUUUCCUAGUCCUGUUUAUUGGUGCUAAUUUUGCCCAGCUUCCUCAUUAGCUGGCUGCACCCAGAGGCAGGAAGAAGGGCCCGGCUUCUCGGAAGUGGCAGCUGUUGAGAGAGGUUUGGGUUUGCUGGGGGGAGGGGGAGAGGGAGUGGACAGGUUAGGCCCCAGCCUGGCCCUCUCCAGGAAUGCCCCCAAUCCUAUCAGACCUGACAGUGGUGGGGUGCUUCGUGCCCUCUCUCUAGGUUGGGGAGUGGCAAAAGGAAAGAAUACGGCCCACCUCCUAACGCGUUUCUCCCCAUCUCCCCGUCACGACCAAAGGCAGGAAGUGAAGCUCCAGUCCAGUUCAUUGCCCCCACCCAGUCCGGCCUAGAAAGAAAGACAAAUCCCUGGAACCCUGUCCUCUCAUGCCAUCCCUCCUCUGUUGGUCCUGCAUCAAGUCCUAAGUGCCUGUGAUGUCUUCCAGGGGCUGCCGUGGGAGGACGUGGGGCAGGGAGAGUCCUUUAUCUCACUCACAAGCACCCAUCCUGGCAGGUCCUGACCUGGUUGGGGCUGAGCCUUCUGUUUGUCACCCAGGGGUCUGGGAGGUCCCUAGGGUGAUGAACCCUUUUUCCGUCACGGCCCCAUGAAGAAGAGGGGGAAAGAACCCCAAUUAUACCCUCUUUCACGGUAUAUGUUAGAGGGAGCAGGACACCCGUGAGCUCACACAUACGCAGCCCCCUCCCAGCUCAGGACUGCUGAGACCACUGAGCAAUAACCAGGCCUGGUCUAGGUGUCCGCCACCGAGGCACCCUUGGAACGGACCGUGCUGUCCAGUCUCAGGGGCCACAGUAGUGGCCUAGGGUCCUUGCUUUGCCUGCUCCCACCUCUCCCCUCCCCAGUCUCUGUGGCUGUGCCUCUACCCUCUGUGUCCCCUCAAGUGUGGGCGACCCACCGUACCCCCUCGACCCGUUGCCUUUCCUUUCAGAGCAGGUCUGAGUGAGGAGGCCUCUCUCUGCUCUCGGCUGCUCUCACCUGAUGGGGCCCAGAGGAUCCUGGGCAGGAGGGAAAGGGGGUCUUUCUGGAGGCAGCCUCAUCUUCCACAAUCAAACUUUUGGGGUGAACUGGGUGACUUUGUUACACCAAUUCUUCUACAGAGAUGGUGAAGUACUUUAUCCACCCGCCCACCCACUAAAAGCCAUAGCUACGCCCACCUGGCCUCCCCCGGCUCUAUAGCAAUAGCCCUCUUCCUCCUUCCCUCCUGUGUACCCGAGCUGUCUGGCUGGGGGCCCCCAAACCCCCUACCGCACGGAUCCUCCCGUGGCCUGCCUGCCUCUCCCCAAGUGACCCCAUCAGCACCUCCCACCUCCUGUCCCUCUUCCAGCAAUCAGAGAUGAUGACCCUUAAUUGUGAGGUACUUGGAGGUACCCCACAUGAAGGUCCAGCGUGCUGGGGCGGCUGACUCGCUGACUCCCAGCUGAGGUGUCGGCGAGCUGGGGCAGGGGCCAAGGCAAAUACAGGGUUCAGAUUUUAUGAGAAAUUCCCGUUCCCUCUCCCUCUCCUGGAAAUAAUGGACAGAGGCUUCCUGCCUCUCUCCUGCACCUGGGUUUGGAACAGAACCCUCAGGGCAGCAGAAUAAGACUGGGAGUCAGUGGCCUGCCCUUGGCCUCAGCGGUCAGAAACUCCUCAGCCUUGCCCUCAGCUUCUGGCCCUCCCCUUCUCCUAGCCUGGGGGACCCGCCCUGCCAAGGGAAAGACGCCCUCCCUUGAGCCCCUAAAAAGUUUGGGUGGCUAGAAGGGAAACGAUUGUUUCCUUCCCUCUCCCUGUUCUCCACCUCUCCCCUCUUCUCUGCUGCAUGAAUCCCCAUUGGGGGAGGACUGUGUUGACAUGGACACUCAGGGGCCCUAGUUGGAAGCAGGAGCUGCAGGUGGGGACCCCUCCCCGUUCUGGAAGCCAAUCAGUGACCUGUGGGCAAUACAGCAUGAGGCUUUGUACCCCUGCCCCCCAAUAUCCCACCCACAGUAGCCUGCAGUUUGGGGGGCCAGGCCAGGGCUGAAAUGGGGUAGCCCUUCCCCAAACAAGCGGCAGAAUAGAGGUCUCCCUGAUGGAGAGGAAGGAGGCCGAGAGGGUGUGGAGGAGCAUCUCCUCAUCACGGAGAGCCAGGGAUCUCUAAGCACCCUCUCGCUGAGGUGCCAGCCUUGAAUGGGGGACGCGCGAGGCUUCAGAGCCACCUGGCAGGAGCCCCAUGGGCGCGGCAGAGGGAUCCUGCUCCAAGUUCUCUGUUGGCUGCGCUUUUUAAUCCAAUGCUUUUCAGAGUGUAUUCACUCACCCACAGAAAUAGAACCCUGUGCUUUAGGGGUGACUGUCAUAUGCCUUAUUCUUAAUAAAAUAUCUGAAAAACACACAAGUCAGACUUUUUUCCUGUGGGCACUCUGCGCCCCCAUCCCCUCAGCCCACCACAGGUCUGUGGAAAGGCCGUGGAGGACAUAGCGAAUGGUUUGGGAGUUAGCCAGGGGGUUGGGUGAGACUGGCAGCUGAGACCCUGAAGUCCCCUCAGUAGGCAUUCCUCACAUAGAGCAUAAGGCGUUCAUCUGAGAUGUCUGUCCUGAUGCUCAGGUUAGCCCUGUCCCUCUCUCCAUGCCACACCAACCCAAAUGAACAAACAAGACCUUAGAUUAGAGGCUCCUGGCAAGGGUUGGCAGGGGUAGAUUGGAAGGGUUCUGUGCCUGGAAUUGCCCAUUGUUGUGGCCUAGAAGGAAUCCUGGGGUUCUGGACGUCUUUGGCUAUGCCAGUUCUUCUGCCCUGACAACCAUCUCCAUCUGAUCCAGAUGCAAGAAGCCCAGCAUCCCGAAGAAGAGCCCUAAUCUUACCCUCCACUAACAAGGGCUAUCCAAGGACUGUGGUCUGGGAGCUCAGCACACUCAGCAUCUUCAGGCCUGUACAUUUUCAAUGUAGGUCUAUGUUGUGGAUGGCUCUAGGAGAAAAAGCAGCAGCCCUGCCUUCUAAGAACGCAGGGGACAUAUUGGUUUUGCCUGCAACCUUUCUUCUGAUAACAGUACCUGUUACUUCCUUUCAGGCAACAGCCUUCUCCCAGCUUAGUCAAUGUGUUGCGGGGCUCUGACCCCACCCGUGUGACCCAGGUAAGGUAGGUCACACUGAUUGGGCUGGAGAUGGGCAUGCAACUCUAAGCCAAUAAGAGUCCAUCUCAGAACUUGUACUGUAACCAUUCAUUUAACACACCAAGUUAGGUGCUAGGGAUACAGCAGGGAACCAAACAGAACUACUGAAGGACAAAUUCUUGGGUGGCUGACAUGGCAGAACAUCAGCUUGGAAAUCUGGUGGGCCGUUUGCUGUCACCGGGGACGGGGCUACCUGAUUAUGAAGCUCCACAAAAGAAGUAAAACCUAGAAAG
This is a messenger RNA of Globicephala melas (long-finned pilot whale), 5608 nucleotides long. RefSeq names its product coiled-coil domain containing 92B (gene CCDC92B). The record is from RefSeq and is a predicted model, not a curated record. Lineage: Eukaryota; Metazoa; Chordata; Mammalia; Artiodactyla; Delphinidae.